Nothobranchius furzeri (turquoise killifish) is the source of this 501-nucleotide messenger RNA. Lineage: Eukaryota; Metazoa; Chordata; Actinopteri; Cyprinodontiformes; Nothobranchiidae. The record is from RefSeq and is a predicted model, not a curated record.
CCUGCAGUAGACAGCUGUCAGAUGUGUUUCUGCUUGGAGUAAUAACCCCAAAGCUCAAACAUCUAAUAAUGGUUCAAGUGGCUGUUAUUCAAACUUUCAUACCAUGUUUUUGUUCCAUCAGCUGGUCAUUUCCACCAAUUCUAAAAAAAAAAAAAUGUCUCAUAGGGAUCGAGGACUAAACACCUUCCAGUUCCGUCCUCACUGUGGUGAGGCAGGCUCCAUCACCCACCUGGUCUCUGCCUUCCUGACGGCCGACAACAUCUCUCAUGGACUCAACCUCAAGAUGAGUCCAGUGCUGCAGUACCUGUACUACCUGGGCCAGGUCCCGAUCGCCAUGUCCCCACUGAGCAACAACAGCCUGUUUCUGCAGUACUCAAAGAACCCGCUGAGAGACUUUCUACAGAAGGGCCUGUGUGUGUCGUUGUCCACUGAUGAUCCUAUGCAGUUCCACUACACCAAGGUCAGAAGCUAGGAAAGAAAAAUACCAGUAAUCUUACUGAC